Molecule: messenger RNA, 544 nt
Organism: Acanthoscelides obtectus
Lineage: Eukaryota; Metazoa; Arthropoda; Insecta; Coleoptera; Chrysomelidae
Source: the annotation of a GenBank genome assembly
UUUUUGGUAGAUGACACAUGCAAAUAAUUUUAAGUAAAAAUGGACUUGACUAGUCUGCCUGAGAUACAGACGUAUUUAAUCGUGAGGUUGUUAUAUUUGAAAUCGGAUGAAUUUUAUGAAGCUACUUUUCUGCCUGUCAAGUAUUCGGUAGAACUAAAAUUUUCAUAAUUCUAGAUAUACAAAGACUAUAAACGAUAAAUACUCGAUACAUUUAGCAGUGGUGAUUUUUAUAUUAUUUGGUUGCGAUACCAUGGAAAUGUACAGGAUUGCGAAGGCGUCGACUAUCGGAGCAGCUUUAAGAUCAUUUUUAUUUGUAGUAGCAGGCGUGCUCCAAAUGUUCCUGAUGUGCUUCGCUCUACCCGCUCAAAAAUUAACUGACGAGGCUAACAAAGCAGGCGAAAGUAUCUACUUCAGUCUUUGGUAUAAUCACCCGGAACACGCAAAGCCUCUCGUUAAUAUAAUAGCCAGAAGUAACAAACUAGUCAAAAUUGUUCCUUGUGGCAUACUGGAGUUUAGCUUGGAAAAAGGACUUGCUGUAAGUUAA